Molecule: messenger RNA, 492 nt
Organism: Solanum verrucosum
Lineage: Eukaryota; Viridiplantae; Streptophyta; Magnoliopsida; Solanales; Solanaceae
Exons: 1
Coding region: 1-492 (163 amino acids)
Source: RefSeq, a predicted model, not a curated record
AUGGACCUGUUGCAAGAAUUUGACUCGUCUGGUCCUGCAGUAGAAUCUCCCCUGAAUCCUUCUUGCAAGUUACACAACAAUGACUCUCCAUUAUUGGACAAUCCCACUUUAUACAAACACCUAGUUGGAAAAUUAAACUACCUCACGCAUACUCGACCAAACUUAUCUUUUUCAGUUCUGAUCCUAAGUCAGUUUAUGCAAAGUCCCUGGCUUGAUCAUUACACUGCUGCACUGCGAGUUUUGCAGUACCUUCGUGUAGAUCCAGCACAACGUAUCCUCCUCUAUGUCGAUCUUUCUUUUGAUUUAUUGGCUUUUUGUGAUGCAGAUUGGGCAUCUUGUAAGGACACAAGAAGAUCUGUAAGUGGAUUUUACAUCACUCUAGGAGAAGCUCUUAUUUCUUGGAAAUCAAAGAAACAAACAUUUGUUUCUCUAUCUUCCGGUAAAGCUGAUUACAGAUCAAUGCGUAGGGUGACUGUUGACACCCAAUUUUAA